Messenger RNA from Botrytis fragariae, 1179 nucleotides. RefSeq names its product putative alpha-ketoglutarate-dependent dioxygenase alkb. Bases 7 to 1179 code for a protein of 390 amino acids. The transcript is spliced from 3 exons. The record is from RefSeq and is a predicted model, not a curated record. NCBI's taxonomy places the organism in Eukaryota, Fungi, Ascomycota, Leotiomycetes, Helotiales, Sclerotiniaceae. Gene Ontology annotation, biological process: DNA repair.
CUCAAAAUGUCGACAGCGAAAAGAACGAUAGAUUCCUUCUUCAAACCACCGGCAAAGAAACCCCGAGUAUCAGAAUUGGCAACAACAGAAGAAGCGAAAUCAGCAGGAGAAGCAUUGGAACGUGAAUUCACGCGUCACCCAACGUAUCCAUUUCCAAUACCAUGUCUUCCUUCAUCCAUAUCUUCGGAGCUGUCUUCGUUUCCAUCCACGAUUGGUAAAGAGAUAAACGAUCAGGCUGAUCUCGAUCUUCUUUACUUCGAGCCUUACAUUCCCAAAUAUCUUGAACGUCAGCUGUUCCACUUUCUUCGUUCGGAAUUGCCCUUUUAUCGUGUGGAGUAUGAUAUCAGGCGAGGAGGUAUAUCGACGCAUAUCAAAACUCCAAGGUGGACCACAGUAUUCGGUCUCGAUGAAACAUCUAAAUUCAAUAACAAUGGAGAACUUAUUGAUGCCAAUAGUGGUAAGAAAAUCGAGAAAGAGCGAUGUUACACCAAAUAUCCACCUCGGCCAAUCCCCAAAUGUUUAGACAAUUUACGACUUUCCACUGAAUUGGCGACGGGUUGCAAGUUCAAUUUCUGUCUUGUCAACUAUUAUGCAUCUGGAUCCGAUUCGAUCUCAUAUCAGUACGUCAACAGUAGACAGGUUUCGCUUUCUUUCACACCCAAUUCUGUGCUCUGCUUUCAAGGCCCACUUUUCCUCUUUUCCAGAUACAUCUUUUCUAUUUCUAAUGCAACCUCUGUUUUCAUUUUCCUCCAAGAUCCUUCUUUGAUAGGACAUGCUGAUUUCCCGACUUUCAACAGUAGUGACGAUGAAAGAUUUUUAGGCUCAUUACCGGCUAUUGCAAGUUACUCGCUUGGAGCAAGGAGAGAUUUCCUCAUGAAACACAAACCUAUCCCGCCAAACGAUAACGCUCCUCCUCCGCCAGAAACAAAACCUAUCAAGCUGCCACUUGCAAGCGGAGAUAUGAUAUUGAUGCGAGGUAGGACGCAAGCAAAUUGGCUUCAUUCUAUUCCCAAGCGAACAGGUAAGAAUGCUGAUGAUGGGGGGAGGAUCAAUAUUACCUUUAGACGUGCUAUGGUAAAGGGCGGGACAGAGAACUACUAUAAUUAUAAUGUCGGCACUGGUCCUGUGUAUAAAUGGGAUGACAUUCUGAAGGAAAUGAGAAUAUGGAAAGAGUUAUGA